GGCUCCGGCAGCGCAGCACCUCCCCUCCCCAGAUGCCCUCCUGCCAUUGGUCAGCGCCUCCCGCCAGUCAAAGGCGAUCCCACCGUCUAUUGGUCACCCUGCCUGGCUCUGGCGUUCCGCCCGCCUCCUGCGGGCUCUGGCGGCCGCUGAUUGGUGGCGGCGGGAGCGGCUCCCCCCGGCUGGGCCGCGGUCGGUGCCUGGCAGCCAGAGGCUCGGCGCCGCCAUCGCCAUGGGCACCCGCGACGAUGAGUACGAUUACCUCUUCAAAGUCGUGUUGAUUGGAGACUCUGGAGUUGGGAAGAGUAAUCUCCUGUCACGCUUCACACGGAAUGAGUUCAAUCUGGAGAGUAAGAGCACCAUUGGGGUGGAAUUUGCCACCAGGAGCAUCCAGGUGGAUGGGAAGACGAUAAAAGCCCAGAUUUGGGACACAGCUGGGCAGGAACGGUACCGAGCCAUCACCUCAGCGUAUUACCGUGGUGCUGUGGGGGCUCUUCUGGUCUAUGACAUUGCCAAACAUCUCACCUAUGAGAAUGUGGAACGUUGGCUGAAGGAGCUCAGGGAUCAUGCAGACAACAACAUUGUCAUCAUGCUGGUGGGCAACAAGAGCGACCUCCGCCACCUCCGAGCUGUGCCCACGGAUGAGGCCAGAGCCUUUGCAGAAAAAAAUAACUUAUCUUUUAUUGAAACUUCUGCUCUGGAUUCAACAAAUGUAGAAGAAGCCUUCAAGAACAUCCUUACAGAAAUCUACCGCAUCGUUUCGCAGAAGCAGAUUGCAGACAGGUCUGCACAUGAUGAGUCCCCUGGCAACAACGUUGUGGACAUCAGUGUCCCACCAACCACGGAUGGACAGAAAUCCAACAAACUCCAGUGCUGUCAGAACCUGUGACCUGUAGAUUACUCUUGUGCCCUUCACUUCCUCUGUGCUUCAUUUAGAAACUUGUGUGCACUUCUUAUCUCCUGUGAUUCGGUGACUCCCUUCUCCCUCCUUUACCCCAUUCCAAGUCCCCUCCCAGUUCAUCUUAGAGCUUUCAUUGUAGGGCUAACAUUCCCCUGCCUCAAAUCCCCUUCAAUGUGGUGACUUUUGGGCUUGAAAUGUAGGCACUGAUCUGAUAGACAUGUUUUUGUUGGAAUAUCUGCUGCUGGAUAUUAUCCCAUGAAACACUCUUCUCAAGUGGUUUGUUGUUCUUUUUUUUUGUUUGUUUGGUUUUUUUGUUUUUUGUUUUUUUUUUUUUCUGGGAGAGAAACCAUGGGGACUUGACUCUAAGUUAAGAAUUACAUUUAGGUGACAUUUUUCCUCCCAUAGUCAGAUUUUUUUUUUUCUCUUCUGUUUCUGUAAACAUGGGGGGGAAAUUAAAAGAAAAUAGCUGUCCUACCAAAUGCUCUGUUUUCUGUCCUGAUGAAGUCUCACAGUGAGGUUUUCCAUGGCUGCACACAUAAGAAAGCUGUUGAAAAUAACAUUACUUAUUAUGUAACUACCCCAAAUACAGUUAGUCUGGCUGUGUAGUUUACCAUUUCCUGCUUGGGAAAUCUUUCUCUAUUUUUGUUUUAUUUGGGAACAAUGAAGUACAUCUGUGUUGCUUUCUCUGCCACCAUGAAUGCUGCUUGUGCAGGCUUUAUGAGGUGGCUUCAUAUUUAUUCAUGGCUUCUGUUAAUCAGUUAACAUUAUUGUACAGUAAGUGCCAGCAUAUUGAUUUCAGAAACCUUUUGCAACCUGUGCAAGUAGGCUUAUUUUGUACUGUAGGUCAGUGUCUGAAAGCAAGAUCUUCUGUAGUUUCAAGGAUUUUUUGCAUGCUGCUUUUUCUCUAGAUCUCUCCUCCCCCCUGUUUGAGUGAGUGAAGCAAUAUUUUCAUGUCAUGUAUAUACCUGCACUCGUAGGGAUUUUGGUUGUUGUAGAGAAACACAAUACUUGAUACGUUUUGUAAAAUUUCUGCAGCCCCACAGCAUCCUGAACUUCAUUUCACUCUUGACCUUGUGCAUAAUCUUCUUGAUCUCUACUAAAAUGCAUAAUAUUAAGGUUUCACAUAAUAACUACUAAUGGUUUCCUCUGUUUUACUGAACUGCAGACUGUAAUUCUCAAAUGAUUGUACUUCACCUGAUGUAACAGGCUUGUCAUCAGCAGGGCUAACUACCUACUAUCCUCCUUCUGUUUUGCUGAAUGGGAAGAAUGUUACCACAACUUUGUGUAGUCUGUCUUUUGCUAGCUUGUGAAAAUCUCUGAUGGCUUUUCAUCAUUUAAUAGCUCUGACACACUUGCACCCCCUCCAGUAUAUGCUGAAUGUUCUGAUGAGGCCAAUACUGGGUGAAACUGUCUGAAGGAAGAGUUGGAGCCCACCUGCUGCUCUCUGAAGGCAAGUGGAGCAAUUUGCAGUGAAUUUUUGCUCUGUAUUCUGUACCUCACUCAGUGAAUCUCCACCUGCACCAUUAGUGAGUUGAUUUUUCUUUUCUGAUACAAAGCAAACAUGAAACUGUGAGUUGUGCUUGAAGGGUGAAGCUGACAUUCCAGUCUCCACUGUUCUGUCUGGUUGUGUAAUAAAAUUAAGGGCGGUUAAC
This is a messenger RNA of Calypte anna (Anna's hummingbird), 2550 nucleotides long. RefSeq names its product RAB11B, member RAS oncogene family (gene RAB11B). Gene Ontology annotation, molecular function: GTP binding; GTPase activity. The record is from RefSeq and is a predicted model, not a curated record. Gene Ontology annotation, biological process: constitutive secretory pathway; regulated exocytosis. Gene Ontology annotation, cellular component: recycling endosome. Lineage: Eukaryota; Metazoa; Chordata; Aves; Apodiformes; Trochilidae. Bases 230 to 886 code for a protein of 218 amino acids. The transcript has 5 exons.